Molecule: messenger RNA, 2240 nt
Organism: Manis pentadactyla (Chinese pangolin)
Lineage: Eukaryota; Metazoa; Chordata; Mammalia; Pholidota; Manidae
Gene: RNF186
Product: ring finger protein 186
Exons: 2
Coding region: 214-909 (231 amino acids)
Biological process (GO): protein K63-linked ubiquitination; protein localization to mitochondrion; proteasome-mediated ubiquitin-dependent protein catabolic process
Cellular component (GO): endoplasmic reticulum membrane
Molecular function (GO): ubiquitin protein ligase activity
Source: RefSeq, a predicted model, not a curated record
CAAAGGGACAACGUAAGCCAAGAAACAAGCUGAGCUGCCCCGGAAGAGUGGUGCCAGACAGCUGCUGUCACCAGGCACUUGACAAGAAGGAAAAGGAGGCUUGAGACACUCAGCCUGAGGUCAGACUCCAUGUAGGUCGAGCAACGCCGCCAAACAGCCCUUGCCGAUGCCCAGGCCCUGAGCUGCCGCGUCCUGCGGGCUCCCGUGUCCAGAAUGGCCUGCACUGAGGUCCCGCGGCGGCCCGUCCCGCAGCAGCCCCAGCCCUUUUCCACAGGAGCCGUCACCAUCAACACAGCGAGCCCUGCUGGGGGGCACUGUGGCUUAACAGACGGUGACCUAGAGUGCCUGGUGUGCAGAGAGCCCUACAAUUGCGCCCGGCUGCCCAAGCUCCUGGGGUGCCAGCACUUCUUCUGUGCCGUCUGCCUGAAGCUCCUGUUGUGCGUGCAGGAUGACACGUGGUCCAUCACCUGCCCACUGUGCCGCAAGGCCACCACCAUCCCUGGGGGCCUCAUCUGCAGCCUGCGUGACCAGGAGGCCGUGGUGAGGCAGCUGACCAGGCCAUGCCCAGAGGUGCGGCUCUGUCCUCAGGUCCUGUCGGAUCCUGUCGUGUUGGCAGCAGGGAAUCCCAGCUUGGUAGGAGAGGAUGGGCAGGACACAGUGAAUGCCAAUCGCAUGGCAGCCCGGCGCCUGGCGGCACACCUGCUCCUACUGGUCUUACUCAUUAUCCUCAUCCUGCCCUUCAUCUACCCGGGGGUCAUGCAGUGGGUGCUCACCUUCAUUAUCGCACUGGCCCUGCUGCUGUCUACCAUCUUCUGCUGCCACCCCAGCAGCCAGGGCAGCUGCUGGCCCUCCCCAAGGACUCUCCUGUGCAGGGAGCAUAAACACAGUGAGAUCUCCUCCAUUGCCUGAGUGCUCUGGCCAGGCAGCCGCUGCCAUGCCUCCUGCCUCGUGGGCCUCGUUACUCUCACUGUGAACAGGGUAAGGGACAGGGGCUAUAAACUGCCUGGCUCCCUCGGGAGGUGAAAUGCCAGCUGGACCUGCAAGCAAAGCCAGAAUGGCCAUCUUGGGUCAAGAACUAUGCACAUGGAUGAUAGACUUAGCCUGCCCAUGGUAUAGAGCACCUGCACCGUCUGGCAUGGGGAAGGAGGCACAAAUUACUUGAACGCUGCAAACGGGGGCCUCCUGUUACUUUUAUUCUGAUGUUUCUGGUUUUCCUUUAUAUGCCUGAUGACUUUAUUGCAGAACAAAUAGAAUGAGGACUCCUUUUUCGCAACUUCUGUAGCCGAUUCUGUUUUCUUGCUGUGUUUUGGUUCGGUUUUUGGAUUUGGGACAGUUUGUUCAUAUUUCUGGCUGUCGCACAUUUUCUCUCCCGGGAAGUUGGAGCCCACAGGAAGUUGUCCUGUGCUCCCCGUCUGGUGCCCAUCCCACCUUGCCAAAGGUCCAGUGAUUUGGGUCUCCCACUGAGUGGUCCCUGGGGACGGAGAGAGACAGAGAAAGAGAGAGAGAGAGAGAACUCAUGCAGAGAACACCUGAGAUGCCGCAGGGGACGUCCACAUUUAGUUGGGAGAGUCGGGGAGGGGUGGAGAGGAUGCGGGUGGGUCUGGGAAUUGCUCCCAGCAGACUUCCAGUGUUUCCCAGCUCUACACCAUCGAGACCUGACUUAGAGAAUCUCAGGGUUACAAGGACUUCUCCCCACAAUAAGUCCAACUAUUCAUCAGCUGCACAGUCCACACUGCAGAACCAAAUCUUUAUGGGUGUUGCUUCCCUUACUAUUACAUCUCAGUUCCAAGUGUGCUUUUGUCAUAAAGAUAAGAGGCCCAUAAAUGCAACGGUCCUCUCUGAUAACUCCACCUUUCCCGCUUUGCCCCAAGAGUCACGGUCAUUGAAAAGCUUUUGUGUCUUCUAUCGACCAUUUCUGCCCCCAUAACACAGAAGAGGCUUCUGCCGGAGAGGAUGAUCUUCCGCAGUUGUCAGAGUCAGGCCUCAGCCAGGGGGAACCUGUGGGGGAUACAGAGGAGUGGAAGCUCAAUCUUCCCAAGAGUUUUAUGACGGAGAGAUCAUCUUGCUGAUGAGGAGACUGAGGAACCAGAGAGGUAAAUUCAUCUGCCUAAGGCUGCACAGCCAGCCACUACCAGAACUCCCCAGGGAAUUAUUCCAGGGCUCUCUCUGCUCCAUCAUGCUGCCUCAUUUGUGUGCAGUUCCAAAACAACCAGGAAACUGGUCACUGCUUGUGAGCUUGC